GUUCCCAUAUAUUUGCGAAGACUAACACAUAGAUACCGUCUUCCUUUCCGGCCCCAGGACGCUAAUAGACACAGGGACAACUCUUUUUGCGCUUCAGUUUCCCAAGUCAUUCAUUCCUUCUUCUCAACAACGGCUGGAAUAUUUCCUUUCUUAUUCAUAUCGAACGAAGUCCAACCCUCCUCUCUUAUCCCAUCGAGGGUAUCACACGACAUCGUAAAUGGGACAGCUAACAUACCAAUUACCUUCACUUGUCGAAUACAAUCGGCAAGGGUGGCAGACGACUUGUUCAAGUGCAGCCGUAGUUACGAGUUUACUUGCGGCUGUAGCUACUGGCCUUUUAUCAGCCGUUAACGACGUUGUCAAUGAUGGGGAUUUCAAGCAGAAGGCAAAUCCACACGUCCUUGACUUUCUCUAUGUCGGAUCGUUUGGAGCCAUCAUCUUGAAUGCAAGUGCCACUGUCACGUCUCUGUUUCUUAUCGACGAACUGGGAGACCUUCCCACACUUGCCUCCGAUCUUGACAAACCAAAAGAUGGUUUUGCUCCAGAUAAUACAGAUAUUUUGGUCUACUAUGGGCUGGGAAAUACAUGGACCUGGACACGAUGGCAUUGGAUUAUCUCACUGGUUCUGGGGGCUUGGUGUCUCUUUCUUCAGGUCAUCGUAUUCGUAUACGUUACGCAAACAACGUCGGUAAAAGUGGUGGUGACGAUUUUUUCAGUUCUACCUAUGUACAGGUUGAUGCCAAAUCUUUUCAAGAGGAAUAAUACUGUAUACCCUGGUGAUAGUCCGAAGUACCCGUAACCCGAUCGUGUAGCCGCCUGUACUUCCUAUCUAUGUCAUUUGUGAUCAUUUUUCUCUCUCACCAAGAUCAGAUAUCAUUUGAGAAGACGUAAUAACAAUUACAAGUCAAGACCUAAGAAGUGAUGUGGAUAAGGACAAAGAGCGAGCCCACUCUCUCAAUUUCGAUUAGACACCUAUCGCAAGUAGCAAUACGCGGCCCACAACCUUGGAGGCAGGAUCAGACAGCAACAAGGCUUCUGGGGGGGAUCCUGUCUUAAAUUGAGAUCUACUGCGAACGCGAUCUUGGAUUUCGGGCGACAUGCGAGCAACUUGAAGUACUUCCCACAGGAUCACAUCCAACUGCGUGGAUGGUGGAACGGAAA
Desarmillaria tabescens is the source of this 1161-nucleotide messenger RNA. RefSeq lists its product as uncharacterized. The record is from RefSeq and is a predicted model, not a curated record. Bases 218 to 799 code for a protein of 193 amino acids. The transcript is spliced from 4 exons. Lineage: Eukaryota; Fungi; Basidiomycota; Agaricomycetes; Agaricales; Physalacriaceae.